This is a messenger RNA of Schistocerca nitens (vagrant locust), 1015 nucleotides long. RefSeq lists its product as uncharacterized. Gene Ontology annotation, biological process: phospholipid metabolic process; arachidonate secretion. Bases 5 to 862 code for a protein of 285 amino acids. The transcript has 7 exons. Lineage: Eukaryota; Metazoa; Arthropoda; Insecta; Orthoptera; Acrididae. The record is from RefSeq and is a predicted model, not a curated record.
CGACAUGACGCGCGCUCUGCGACUCCCGCUGACGUGCGGCGCGCUGGCGGCGGCGGUGCUGGUGUUGUGGCGCGGCCCGGGGGCGGCCGCCUCCUCGCCGUGGCGGCCCGUCGCAGGCCUGCUGUCCGGCGUGGCGGGGGCGGCGGGCAGCGGCGCGGACGCGGCGCUGGGCGUCGUGGGCGGCGUCGGCCGCGGCCUCGCCGGCGGAGUCGGUGAAGUCCAAGGAGUUGGAAGGAAGUUAGUGAAAGGAGCUACGUGGGUGGCGGGCGCGGUGUCUGGAGAGACGGCGGGCCGCUUCCUGGAGCUGGUGGGCCUCAACAGCACCUGCGCGGGGGAGGCGGAGGCCGGCUGCCGGCGCGUCGUCGACCAGCUGGUCACUGAGUACCUGGACGUCGACGACGCGUCGCUCACUCCACAGGGCAUCUACGAGGCGCUCAAGAAGCGCAUCGUCGUGCACCCUGGCACCAAGUGGUGCGGCGCGGGGAACGUGGCCCGCAGCGAGGACGACGCGGGCGUGCUGGCGGCGACGGACGCGUGCUGCCGCCGCCACGACGGCUGCCCGGAGAACCUCGCCGUCGGCGAGCAGCGCUACGGACUCACCAACACCUGCAGCUUCACCAGAUCCCAUUGUGAGUGCGACCGCGAAUUCUACCGCUGCCUGAAAGAUGCCAACACGCUAGUGUCCCUCAAGGUGGGCGUCAUCUACUUUAGCAUCCUGCGACCGCAGUGCUACGAGGAGACUUAUCCAGUAGCCAGAUGCAAGAGCUAUUCGCUGCUGGGCGAGACGCCGCACUGCAGCGAGUACGAACUGGACAGAAGUGGCGAGCCCCGCUGGCAGUGGCUGGACAACCCGCACUUCUGACGUCAAUACCGGCCGGCGCCAUGUUGGAACUGGCGGCCACAGCUCAACUAACCAUCUCGCAACACUGCUUCAAUCUACAGCUCCGUUACUUGCAACUCUUACUGUUGAGGUUGCUCCACAAUGCCCAAUAAACUUUUUUCUUUAUAAAGAAAA